Phalaenopsis equestris is the source of this 3761-nucleotide messenger RNA. Its product is annotated as ubiquitin carboxyl-terminal hydrolase 5. Gene Ontology annotation, molecular function: cysteine-type deubiquitinase activity. Gene Ontology annotation, biological process: protein deubiquitination. The transcript is spliced from 13 exons. The record is from RefSeq and is a predicted model, not a curated record. The coding region runs from base 405 to 3251 and encodes 948 amino acids. NCBI's taxonomy places the organism in Eukaryota, Viridiplantae, Streptophyta, Magnoliopsida, Asparagales, Orchidaceae.
AUAAAAAGAAAAAAAACGGCAUCAAGCUCUAAGCUCAAUUGCUCAUGGUGGACGCCGUAACAGACCGACAGAUCAUCGCCGGCCAUGCUCCGGCAGUCGAGAUGCAGAGUUAAAAAGUAUGUGAUAUUUUGAAACUCAACAUUAGCACCUAAUAAAUGACAGGAAAAGAAGUGGCCGUUGAUGCUACCGUGAUCGCUACGUGUACGGCAGAUCGUAGAUCGUACUAACAGUUCGAUGAUCGAUGGUGCUCUUCGGCCCUCUGUCUUCCAUCUUCCGCAGCGAGCUUUUCCGACAGUGACGAGAGGUUGAGAGAGGAAUAGAAACGAGCGAUAAAGAGGGAGAUAUUGAUUCGAGAGGGAUAGAAGUUCUCGGAAUUACAAAGUUUUGAUGCCCGCUUAGAAGAAAUGAAUUUCAUGGCAGUGGCGCCGGUGCUCACGCCUGAGGAGGAGAGGACCCUCAUCAGGGAUAUCAGUGCCGCCGCUGAGGCUCAAACCAAGGAGGGCGACAACUUUUACCUUAUCACCAGCAGAUGGUGGCAAUCCUGGCUUGAUUUUGUUAACCAAGAUACCAAUACCACUUUGAGCAAUGGCUAUGGUUUACACAACCAUGGAUCUCCGUGUUCAAGCAUCCCCAAAAGGCCUUUAGCUAUUGACAAUUCUGAUUUGAUUAAUGAUGCGACAUCAGAAAUCCCAAAUGUUGAUAUAGAGCUUCAUGAAACCUUAGUGGAAGGUCGGGACUACAUAUUGCUCCCACAAGAAGUUUGGAAUAGAUUUCGUGGUUGGUACGGAGGAGGUCCAACUUUGCCACGUAAGACUAUCAAUUCAGGUUCAUCUCAAACAGAUUUGUACGUAGAAGUCUAUCCUCUACGGCUUCAGCUGCUUCUAACACCGAAAAAGGAGCAAGCGAUUAUUAGAAUAAGCAAAAAGGAAACAGUUAGAGAACUUCAUAGAAAAGCUUGCGAGGUUUUUGACCUUAUCUUAGAUAAUGUUUGUAUUUGGGACUACUAUGGCCAUCAAAAACAUGAUUUGAUGAAUGACAUGGAGAAGACCCUUGAUGAUGCCAACAUACAAAUGGACCAGGAUAUUCUUGUAGAGGUCAUUGGUAAUGGCAAUGGUAUCACUGAUGGUGGAUGUAUGAGUUCUGUUCAGGAGAAUGGAUCUAACGAGAGGGAUUCGGGUUCCUUGGCUGUAGAGCCAUGUAGGUCUAGCAUAUCAGUCGUUGAAGGCUUGUCCAUGUGCAAGAAUAUUUCCAUAAGCUGCAGUUCAGAGAUCUCACAAAGCCAACAGCUUGCAUCCCCAAGCAGUGAGUUGGAUGGUGUGCAUGGCACAAGCACCAUUGCUACGAGGGGAACUCCUUUAGGUCUUAAUGGACUCCUAAACCUUGGAAAUACUUGCUUCAUGAAUAGUGCAAUACAAUGUCUUGUCCACACACCAGAGUUUGCUCGAUACUUUCGGGAAGAUUACCAUAAAGAAAUUAAUUGGAAAAAUCCACUAGGCAUGGUUGGUGAGCUUGCUAUGGCUUUUGGGGAUUUACUAAGGAAACUAUGGGUUCCUGGGCGAACAUCAGUUUCUCCUCGACCCUUUAAAACAAAACUUGCUCGUUUUGCGCCUCAGUUUAGUGGAUAUAAUCAACAUGACUCUCAGGAGCUUUUGGCAUUUCUUUUGGAUGGACUUCAUGAAGAUUUGAACCGUGUAAAGCAUAGACCUUAUAUAAAGUCUAAAGAUGCUGAUGGGCGACCUGAUGAAGUGGUUGCAGAUGAAUACUGGGCAAACCACAUUGCUCGCAAUGAUUCUAUCAUCGUUGAUGUGUGCCAGGGUCAAUACAAGUCCACUUUAGUGUGCCCCGUGUGUCUUAAAGUUUCAGUCACCUUUGAUCCAUUCAUGUACCUUUCGCUGCCUCUCCAAUCACCGUCUUCCAACUCCAUGACUAUUGUGGUUUUUACUAGUGAUGGUAGCGCACCUCCAACCCCGUGUACUGUAAAUGUUCCCAAGCAGGGGCGCUGCAAAGACCUCAUACAAGUUCUCAGUAAUGCGUGCUCGAUGAAGGGUGGAGAAAAACUUAUUCUUGCUGAGAUUCGGGAUCAUAAGAUCCAUCAGUUUGUCGAAGACCCGAUGAUUCCACUAUCUAAUAUCAAGGAUGAGCAGCUUGUUGCAUAUAAGGUUCCAAAGUUUGAAAAAAAGUCAAUUUUACUUCAGUUUGUACAUCGCCGUGAAGAACUUGAGGGGAACGGAAGCAUUAAGGCGUGGAAGCCCUACGGUACUCCACUUAUGGCUCCAUUUUUGGGUGAUGGGUCCGUGCGAUGCGCUGAUAUCCGAAGGACGUUACAGAACAUGCUUAUUCCUAUGCUACAAAGUCAAAAGUCGCAACCUGGUUGUCUUUCAAAUUCAUUCUCACGUGUAGCAUCGUAUACUACUGACCAUUAUAUUAGUACUGAUGAGGAAUGUGCUGAGAGUGAUCAUAAAGAUGGAGGAAGCAACCAUGAUAGAUCAGAAACAGACUGCCACCUGUUCCUUGAGUUGGUUGAUGAAAAUGAUGAGCUCAUAGAUCUAUCAACUGUAGAAGAGAAGCCUCUUAAGCUGCGGUCAUAUUCAUCUUCUUCAUCAUCAACAGUAGUAUUUAUCAAUUGGUCCCAGAAGGAUCUUCAGAUCUAUGAUACUCGCCGGCUUGAGAUCCUUCCAGAAGUAUACAAAUAUGGCCCUCCGUUACCUAAAAGAUCUCGUGGCGAGCCUCUCUCUUUAUAUGCUUGCCUUGAUGCUUUCUUGAGGGAAGAGCCAUUGGUUCCUGAGGACAUGUGGUUCUGUCCUAAAUGCAAGGAGCAACGGCAGGCAAGCAAAAAAUUGGAUUUAUGGAGGCUUCCUGAAGUUCUUGUUAUUCAUUUGAAGAGAUUCUCUUUCAGUCGGUCUACUAAGCAGAAGUUGGAAACUUUUGUCAAUUUUCCCAUUCAUGACUUUGAUUUGACUGAUUAUCUUGCCAACAAGGGCAAUUCUCAGCGCCAAACUUAUGAGCUGUAUGCAUUGAGCAAUCACUAUGGAAGCAUGGCAAGUGGACAUUACACGGCACAUAUAAAGCUUUUUGAAGAAAACAGAUGGUAUAAUUUUGAUGAUAGCCAUGUAUCUUCUAUAAAUGAAGAAGAAGUGAAGUCAGCAGCAGCCUAUGUGCUUUUCUACCGGAGAGUUAGGACUGACAAUCCCUCAACAAGCAAUGGAGCUCAGUCAUGCGCCAACCAGAGCCAUAGUUUCUGCCACAGAUAGGCCUAUCUCUAGCUCCGUCUUCUCCUUAUUUUCUUAUUUAUGAUCUGAAGGAAAGCUUUUUGGCUAAAGAUUUUCAUCUGAAAGCAUAAUGAAAGGCCAGAUUUUAUGCAUUUUUUUUGGGGAGGUACGCUGCAAGCAAAAUAUUUUCUUGUAUCAGGAAAACAGUAUUCUAUGAACCAAAACUUUUCUUUUUAUUGGAGAUUUGCUCUUAUUUUUAUUUUUUUGGUGAGGUACAGUAUCCAUCCAAUCAGGUUUUUAUUGUCCCACUUUUACUGUAAAUAAUAGAAAGGAAAGCUUUAUGUAGGAUUGGUCCUAUGUAGUUAAUAGUGGGGAGCUAGUUCCCCUUAAGUUUAGAACGGUAAUAUGGAGAAGUUGGGAUGAGGUAUUUAUGCUGGUAGUAUUUUUGUCAUAAAAGAAAUGUAUUCGCCUAACAUCACAUCUAGCAAAUGUCACAUUCUGCUACUAUUCUAACCAUUCAUCCCAACAAUAUAUAAUCAAGCAUAUUUUUAC